Molecule: messenger RNA, 1310 nt
Organism: Manis javanica (Malayan pangolin)
Lineage: Eukaryota; Metazoa; Chordata; Mammalia; Pholidota; Manidae
Gene: STARD10
Product: StAR related lipid transfer domain containing 10
Cellular component (GO): membrane; microvillus; intercellular canaliculus
Molecular function (GO): lipid binding
Source: RefSeq, a predicted model, not a curated record
GGGCGCGUGGGGAGGGGGAGGCGCGGGGCGGGGCCGGGCGGCUGGACCCACUGCUCCUCCCCCCAGAGCCCCCGCGCCGCCCCGGUCGCCUGGGCAGCGGCGGCGGAGGCUCUUACACCCCUGGCCCCGGCGGGCCCCGGCGUUGCAGCGGGCGCAGGUCCCAGGAAGGUGGCGUCAGCAUCUGCGGCCGCGUUGACGUUGUUGGAGCCUUCGCGGAGGACCCAGGAGAGCUGGACUAGGACCAGGGCCCUGGGCCUCCCUAUGGAGAAGUCAGCUGCCUCAACAGAGCCCCAAGGGCCUCGGCCAGUCCUGGGCCGCGACAGCGUCCAGGUGCCCGACGACCAGGACUUCCGCAGUUUCAGAUCAGAGUGUGAGGCCCAGGCAGGCUGGAAUCUGACCUACAGCAAGGCCGGUGUGUCUGUGUGGGUGCAGGCUGUGGAGAUGGAUCGGACCCUGCACAAGAUUAAGUGCCGGAUGGAGUGCAGCGAUGUGUCAGCUGAGACACUCUAUGAUGUCCUACACGACAUUGAAUACCGAAAGAAGUGGGACAGCAAUGUCAUUGAGACUUUCGACAUCGCCCGCUUGACAGUCAACGCUGAUGUGGGCUAUUACUCCUGGAGGUGUCCAAAGCCUCUGAAGAACCGUGAUGUCAUCACCCUCCGCUCCUGGCUCCCCAUGGGCACUGAUUACAUCAUUAUGAACUACUCAGUCAAACAUCCUAAAUACCCACCUCGGAAAGACUUGGUCCGAGCUGUGUCCAUCCAGACGGGCUACCUCAUCCAGAGCACGGGGCCCAAGAGCUGCAUCAUCACCUACCUGGCCCAGGUGGACCCUAAAGGCUCUUUACCCAAGUGGGUGGUGAAUAAAUCUUCUCAGUUCCUGGCUCCCAAGGCCAUGAAGAAGAUGUACAGAGCAUGUGUCAAGUACCCUGAGUGGAAGCAGAAGCAUCAGCCGCACUUCAAGCCGUGGCUGCACCCGGAGCAGAGCCCGCUGCCGAGCCUGGCGCUGUCGGAGCUGUCCGUGCAGCACGCGGACUCGCUGGAGAACAUCGACGAGAGCUCGGUGACCGAGAGCCGGGAGGAGCGCGCGGGCGGCGCGGGCGGGGAGGGCAGCGACGACGACACCUCGCUCACCUGAGCACGGCAUCGCGCAGGGACCAGGACAAGACGGGGCGAGCCCGGGGACGGGGGUUCUCCGAGCUUCCUCCCCUCGCCCCCACGCCCCGCCCCUCCUGCGGACGCUGGGCUUGGGCCCAGGCUGGCGCUGCGGCCUGGCUGGACACGGCCCUAAUAAACGAUCCCACAGCCUCA